AUGCAAUACAAGCAAGGAAGUGAAAAAGUGGAUAUGAUAAAUACAUCUUACAUACCUGUUUCAAGACCAUUGUCAUUAACUGAAGAUCCUGAAAUACAACGAACUCGAAAAAUUCUUUUAAUUAUACUUAGCGCUUUUUCUGUGAUCAGUACUAUAAGUGCUAUAUCUGGAAAUGGAAUGUCUAAUAGUAUGCAAGAAACUCGACGUGGUACACAAAUUGGUCAAUCUCUUAUUUCACUUCUUUUCUAUGGAUUUGGAAUAUUUGUUGCUUAUCAAUAUUAUGAAACUGGUUUACAUGUAUUUAACUUUAAAAGAUUUUUAGAAGAAAAUUUUAAUCGAUUUUAUCUUAAUAAAUAA
This is a messenger RNA of Rotaria sp. Silwood1, 357 nucleotides long. NCBI's taxonomy places the organism in Eukaryota, Metazoa, Rotifera, Eurotatoria, Philodinida, Philodinidae. The record is from the annotation of a GenBank genome assembly.